AUGGCUAAAGCAGUUGAAACAAUAAUUCCUUGUGAAUGUUGUAAUUCUGAAGUGUACCUUCAAGAUUGGACAGAUCAUUCGAAGAAAUGUUUUGAUGAUAGAAAUAAAUAUAUUGGAAAAGUAAUAAAAUGUAAUACUGUGAAUAAUACAUCAGAUAAUGAACAAAUUCCAUGUGAAUUCUGUAACAUUCAAAUUAGUAUAGAUGAUUGGAAUUGUCACUCAAAAAAUUGUGCUGAUGCAUAUCGAAAACAAAAUGAAAUAUUAAAAAAUAUUAAAAGUCAAUUUAUUGAUACAUAUAUUCCGUGUGAAUACUGCAAUACUCAAGUCAACAUACGUGAUUUAGAAUGCCAUACAAAACAAUGUGCCAUUUACUAUAAGCGUUUCAUUGAAGAAUCACAAAAUAAUGAACCUACAGUUAUUCCAUGUGAAUAUUGUAAUAGUCUAGUGAAUGCACAAGAAUGGAAAGAACAUAUAAAAAAAUGUAUCGAUGCUGACAAACAGAAAAUCGAAAAGAUGGCUGAAAGUGUAACAAAACGUUCAUCAAAAGAAAGUAUUCCAUGUGAGUUUUGUAAGAAACUUUAUCGUCAGAAGAAACUCGAUAUACAUCAAAAAAAAUGUCAACUAAAGCACAAACCAUCAAUUGUUCAAGCAAUAGACAACCAUCAAAAAUUUGCUAUUGUUUCACAAAAUCGAAUACCUGGUGAUAAUUUUCUUUUGUCAGAUUGUUGGAAUUCUCGAUUUACAAAAAAUCUUACUCGAUAUAGUCUUAAUAUUGAUACAGAAGAAUAUCGAUUUGUUGCAGAUAAUUUUUACAAAACAUUAUCAUCAUAUCAAAUUAUUAAAAUUGAACGAAUUCAAAAUCGACGUUGGUAUCGUCAAUAUGAAGCUCAUAAAGAUGAUUUUAUUGAGAGAUACGGUAAUAGUACCGAACAAUGGUUAUUGCAUGGAUGUCGACAAUCAGAUUCAGCUGAAGCUAUCAUUCUUGAUUGUUUCAAUCGUAGUCAUGCUAUUAAUUGUGUUGUUGGUCAAGGAAUCUAUUUUGCAACACAGGCUAGUAUCAGUGAUGGUUAUACUCAACCUGAUGCACAUAAACUUCGACACAUGUUUACGGCACGUGUAUUAGUCGGUAGAACAACUACUGGAAAUUCAUCAACUCGAGUGUGCCCUACAGGCUUCGAUACAACAGGUGGAGAAAAUAUUUUUGUAACAUAUCAUGAUGCUCAAGCUUAUGGUCAAUAUUUAAUUACUUACAGAUAA
Molecule: messenger RNA, 1257 nt
Organism: Adineta steineri
Lineage: Eukaryota; Metazoa; Rotifera; Eurotatoria; Adinetida; Adinetidae
Source: the annotation of a GenBank genome assembly